GUCUAAUCCAAUUAGAACACAGCAGCCUGUCACUUUGCGCUACGUCACUUCCGCCCCAAAGUCCUUUGCCAGAGUUGGACCAAGAUGGCGUCAACGCAGUUAACGGACGAGGAGCUUUACUCCGAAUUGAAGCGCCUCGGUUUCACUCCGGGUCCGGUUACCGAACACACUCGGCCGGUGUAUUUGAAGAAACUCAAGAAGCUUCGUGAGGAGCACCAGCGAGGAGUUCGACUCGCUAAAACCCGCAGCGGCGCGGCGGUCAACAGCAACAGUGGCGGCGGCGGCGGCGGCAACACGGCGGGAGCCAGGCCAGCCAGCCACAACGUCACGCACCUGAGCUCCAGCAGGACACCGGGCCGGAAGUCCACCGUCCUCGGCUUUAGCUCGGACGAGUCCGACGCCGAAGCUCCUCUGAGAAGGAAGGCUCUCAACCACAGCGACGGAGCGCCACGGGGGAGCCCCCCUACGAAGAUAAAGCUCGAUAAAGAGAAAAGUCGACAUGGCGCGGGGAGUCCACUGAAAAACAACAAUUCUACGUUGGCUCCGGGGGGUAACAGACGAGUCUCCUCGGGCUGGGGAUUCGGCGUUCGAUCGAGUCACGAAGGGGAUGGAAGGGAUUACGAUGAAUCCGAAGACGAGUUGGAAAGGGGUGAAGAGAAGUCCUCGCGAUCUUUAAAUGGCAGCAGAGCGUCACACCUAAACGCAAGCAAGCUAGCCGGGAAUUACUCCGACUCCGACGAGGAGGAGGCGGAGGAGGUUUGGGGCCUUGGUGGAAACCGACGGCGGGGUGGUCUGGAACCCAGACGGGGCCACGCGAAGGCGCAGAGCCCACCCGGGAGUCUAAACAUGUUGAGCAGACGGAAGGCGGGGGAAGAGGGCGACGACGCGAAGAGAAGCGUAGAGAGGAAGGCAAUCUACGUGUCCCUUUUGGAGAACCACAGAGGAGACAUGGAGAAGAACAACCACGCCGACGGGGAGGACCCCAGUCGCUUCAGCGUCGGCCUAAGACCGCGAUUUUCCAACUACAGCAGCCUAGCCAACAUCUACAGAGCUAACCACUCCAACCACAGCACCCCCAACCACUCGUACAGCCAGCCCCCAAAGGAGAAGCUGCCAGCCGCACCAGACGAUGAGCUUUUCCAGCAGUUCAAAAGGGACGAGGUGGCCACCUCGAGCCGUUUCAGUGCCCACUACCUGUCCAUGUUUCUGCUCACGGCUGCCUGCCUCUUCUUCCUUGUGCUGGGCCUCAUGUACCUCAGGAUGAGGGGCACGGGGUCACCGGAGGCAGAUGGAGUCAUUAAGAAUCACCCUUUUGGCAGCGAGUUCGACGCCAAGCACGACAAGACCGUUAGGGACCUCAUCUUGAAGCUUCUGCUCAACCUCCACGACCAUCUGGCGCACAUUGCCGGCAAACAUGACUGUGGAGACCAGCAAUAUCCAAACAGAAGUCUGUCCAUCGAUGAGGCCGUUGCAUAUUUGACGGCUCAGAAUGAGAUGUUUGAAGACUUAAUCUACACGUCGCUCGAAUGGAUCAUCCAGACAGGCCAGGAUGUUGGGAUAAGGCUGACCGGGAAGGUAGCCGACGAGGCCAUGAUUGACGCGUCAGAGGUCGCUCGGCUGGAGUCCACGCAUCCGAGGAUGGCCUUCACAUGCCGCUUCCGCCGGGCUUUCCUCACCGUCAUCAGCAGAGUCUCCCUCCUGGCAGCCGCGGUCGGCGGCGUGUGGGGUCUGGUGUGCUACGUCAAGUAUCGCUGGAAGAGACAGGAGGAGGAAACCAGACAAAUGUAUCACAUGGUGGAGAGGAUUAUCGACGUCCUAAGAAGCCAUAAUGACGCCUGUCAAGAGAACCAAGAUCUUCAGCCCUGCCUGCCCAUCCCCCACGUCAGAGACUCCCUCGUUCAGCCUCAGGACCGGAAGAAAAUGCAGAGAAUCUGGGAGCGCGCCGUGAAAUUUCUCUCGGCCAACGAAUCCAGGAUUCGAACGGAAAGCCAGAAAAUCGGGGGAUCCGACUUUCUGGUCUGGCGGUGGAUCCAGCCGUCGCUCAGUUGCGACAAGAGCUCCUCCGUUCCUUCCAAAGUUUGGCAGGGGAAAGCGUUCCCUCUGGACCGACGGAAUUCCCCGCCAAAUAGCCUGACGCCGUGUCUGAAGAUCAGGAACAUGUUCGACCCGGUCAUGGAGGUCGGGGAGAACUGGGAUCUCGCCAUCCAAGAGGCCAUCCUGGAAAAGUGCAGCGACAACAACGGUAUCGUCCAUAUCACAGUCGACAAGAACUCUCGAGAGGGCUGCGUCUACGUGAAGUGCCUCUCGGCGGAGCACUCAGGGAAAGCCUUCAAGGCACUGCAUGGCUCUUGGUUUGACGGUAAGCUGGUGACGGUGAAAUACCUGCGUUUGGACCGGUACCACCAGCGCUUCCCGCAGGCCCAGGCCUGCGUCUCACCCCUGAAAGCCUCCAACCUCCACGCAAACGCCGCCAACCCGACGGCCAGCUCGCACAACUCCUCAGGCUUUUCAUAAGAUCGACCCCCCCCCCCCCCUCUUUCAGUCCUUUCUAACAAGGAUGACUUAACUUUUUUUUGUUUUUUUUGUUUUUUUAACAUUACUAUCUUAUUUUCCCCCCAGAGGCUUUUUCCAGUGUUGGGUUUUCUACAGCGUUCGGAUGGAAACUCGCAGAUGUAAACAAAUUUCCUCUGGCUUUGGUUUCAAACGCGCGCGCGAGGACUCCACAAUCGUUGCGUCUCUUCCCGCUAUCGCGCAUGAUAGUGUAUCGUGGCUGCUUGCAUGCCUCGGCGCGACGCCUCCAUGCCGGCGUCCCAAAUACAGCGGGUGUUGAUUUGCUCUCGUUAUUUCCGGAGAACAGUGUUGUUCACGCGAGGAAGGCAUGAGCAGACUUGAAGAGGGCGUGCUGUAAAUUCAUGGGAAUGACGGCGAUUAAAUAAUCGAACGCAUUAAGAGCAAACCACGCCCCCUCGCGUCAAUAUUGUUUGGUUUGGUUUUAAUUAUGAAGAUGAUGCAUCCACUGUUUGUUCCUUUUUCUUUGGUGUCGACAUCCAUCUUCACUAGCAGUGCUCCUGACAUAACGGAAUCAGGGAGUGUUGUCUUGUACAUUUGCCCGAAGCUUUCUUCAGUUGUAAUCCCAAUAUUAUGUCAUGAUUUUGUGUUAUUGUUUACUUCUUGUCUAAGUCUGGCUCUUUUUCGCUCAUUCAUAAAAGUUUUUGUUUGUUUUUGUAAUACGUCCAUUAUCUCCCACCCCACCUUUUGAAAUGAAACUAUACCACCGUGACCUUUGGCGCACUCUAAAUGUAUUGAUAGUUUGUAAUUUGUAAUAUUCCAAGAGAGACCUAACUGCUUUUUUUUUGGUUUGUUUAUUUGUUAACGGCGCCUCUUACCAACACUAAGAUGCACCUGAUUCAUGUUUGUAAAUGCAGUGAAUUGAAAGUCGCAUUCAGUAUUUGCAGUGGAUAGUUGUACGAACGAUGCACAUUGACAGAUGUUCACAAACCUGGUGCAAAAACAGUUUGCAGCAGACAUCCCGACCGUGCCUUAAAUGUGUGCUUUGUUGUUGCUGUUUUUUUCCUGUUUGUUUUUAAGAUGGGCACUGCAUCGCUGUGGGGGGGAAUGUACUCGGUUUGAAAAUUGUUGAAACCGGUUUAAAGGGGUGAGGAAAGGUCGGCCAUAGAUGUAGUUCUGUUUUUUUUUUCUUUGUUUUGACAUCUGAGAUUUGGUAUUUUGUAGCAGUUAUCUCUCAUUUCUUAAACCAAAUGCUCCUCUAUUUAUUAUUUUUUUAAAUCAGCCAUGGUGAUGUAAUAUUUAAUGUCACUUGAACUGUUACAUAAUGUGUCAUAGCUUCCCUUCCCCCCAUUAAGGAUUGACCUUACAUCCGCUGCCAGACAAUUUUCAGGAUGUGUAAAACAAAAUAAAGAACACUUUCCAUUAUAA
Messenger RNA from Hippocampus zosterae (dwarf seahorse), 3936 nucleotides. RefSeq names its product LEM domain containing 3 (gene lemd3). The transcript is spliced from 13 exons. Lineage: Eukaryota; Metazoa; Chordata; Actinopteri; Syngnathiformes; Syngnathidae. The record is from RefSeq and is a predicted model, not a curated record. Gene Ontology annotation, molecular function: chromatin DNA binding. The coding region runs from base 85 to 2514 and encodes 809 amino acids. Gene Ontology annotation, biological process: negative regulation of BMP signaling pathway; nuclear envelope organization. Gene Ontology annotation, cellular component: nuclear inner membrane.